GGUCCGAAGUCUGCGUUCUUGUUUCUUGAUCAGAUUUCUGAUAUCGGAACUCUAUCGUACGACGUGUGGCAUGCAUGCAGUGCCCGUACCGUCCGCUAGGUCCUAAGAUUUCGUUCUUGUUUCGCCCCAAUUCAGAUUCAACCUCACAAAGUGCGAGAUUUCGAAGGUAUCAGUUGCCAACGAAGAUUUUUGAUCAUCAUAAUGUUGUAUGGACAGGUAAGUAUAUACACGAGCGAGAGGAUAUAUAUUGGACCUAAGUAACUGGGAGUUUCGAGACUAAAUAUAUCCACGACCUUCUUUAUCCCUCUCGUUUUCUUUCUUCUUUAGAGGCCAUCGGACACAUUCGCUAUUAGUGACCCAGUGGGCCACGGCGAAAGACAAGCACGGUAGCAUGGACUCUGACACCCUCAAAGAGGAACUUCAGCUAAAAAUUGUCACUUAUGUUACUAUUUCGUUCCUUGCCUUGUUAGUAUAUGACUGGUUCAUAUCCUUGAGUCGAGAGGUUAUUCGUGUAUGGCAAUCAAGAUGGAGCCUAGUAAAAGUGUUGUAUCUCUACACGAGAUAUGCACCAUUUAUAGUGAUGGCUAUAUCAGCCCAGGAGAGGGUUUCUUCCACAUGCAACAAGAUGACCUUUACCACAAUUUUCGCUGGGUUCACCAUCGGGAUCUCUGACCUCAUCUUGAUGCUCAGAACCUAUUCCAUCUAUAACAAAUCUCGCCGCGUUUUAGCUAUCUUUGGGCUGUCAUGGGUGGUCAUUUCUGCUGCAUGUGUCUGGGCUAUAAUCCGCUUUACAGCCUCGAUUCCUGCGAGUGAAGGUACUGGAGGUUCAUCAUCUUGUUUCCUGUCCAGUGAGUCAAAAGUGGUAUUGGUCUGUUAUAUUUCUCUGCUGGCGGGUGAAUGGGUGGUGACAUUGCUCACGAUUUGGAAAACUUUCGAUUUAUACCAUAAAUCCGGAUUUCAUGUCAGUCAAGUUGUUAGUAUGGUGUACUGUGAAGGUCUUUUUUACUACUUAUUGAUCUUGCCAUUCACCAUUGCAAAUGUAGCUGUUCUUCUCAGUGCCACAGCAGGCUUUCUGGCACUGUUGGAUGCUCCGUUGACGGUAAUGCAUUCCAUUCUGUGCUGUAGACUGGUGCUACAUGUUCGGGAUGUGUCUAAACACAGAAUGGAGGAUGAUGAUGAGGAUGAUGAGGAUGAUGUAUUACCUACAUUUAUUAUUGUCACGGUCAUGGAGCCCUACAUGUCGAAACAGCCACAGCAGUAUUACUUGUGAUUACGAUACUAUGUUUUUUUCAUGUUCCCCUUCAGCACUACUAGUACCACAUUGUCAUUGCAUUUGAUUCCGCAUAAAGUACCCUGAGAUUAGUUGGGGGAAAACUCAAAUGCUUAUUCAACCUUUCCCUAAAUAGAUAGAUAGAUACGCAGCUCUCAGUAUUUUAGAAAACCAGCCAGUGAAUCUGCACCAGAUCUGUUCAAGAGUAACGAGCUUCCUGAGUGUCUUCGAAUACAUCUGAUUCUGAUUCUGCUCGAAAUGAACUCUGAUAGACUUUCAGAGUCUCAAACAAGG
Lentinula edodes (shiitake mushroom) is the source of this 1564-nucleotide messenger RNA. RefSeq lists its product as uncharacterized. The transcript has 18 exons. The coding region runs from base 392 to 1270 and encodes 292 amino acids. NCBI's taxonomy places the organism in Eukaryota, Fungi, Basidiomycota, Agaricomycetes, Agaricales, Omphalotaceae. The record is from RefSeq and is a predicted model, not a curated record.